UUCCUCCUCAGCUCCGUCCUCCUCCUGCGCUCCCUCUCAGACAAAAGUAGUGAGAGAGUAAGGGUUAUGGUGGGAGGAGGACAGGCUCCUGUUGACGCUGACAGAAGAAGAUGUCCGUGAACGAGGUCUACGUGUUCCGACCCUUCAAGCUAAUCGCGCUGCUCUGCGUCUUCCUCGCGCUCUGUCUGGACGUGGUGGCUCUGCUGAGUCCAGCCUGGGUCACGGCAGACCACUUCUCCCAGUCCCUGUGGGAGUCCUGCUCCCAGUCCGGGUUCCGGCGGCCCACAGAGGAGGAGGAGGCGGAGGCUGCUCCGUGGAACUGCUUCUCCACCCUCACAUCUGAUUGGCAGAUUGCCACCCUGGUGCUGCUGGGGGCCGGUGCGGUGGCGACUCUGGUGGCCUUUCUGGUGGCCCUCGUKUCUCUGUGCUGGGGGACCAAGAGACAACACUACCGCAUCGUAGCAGUGUUCCUCUUCACUGCAGUGGUCCUGCAGGCCUGUGCUCUGGUCCUCUACCCCAUCAAGUUCAUCGACGGAACCGUUCGGGAGACCUAUCACGAGUUCAACUGGGGCUACGGGCUCGGCUGGGGGGCCACCAUCUUCAUGCUGGGCGGAGGGAUCCUCUUCUGCCUGCGGACGGAUAUUUACGAAGACGCUAUGUAUUAAUCAGCUGCAGAUAAACCCGCAGAGACAUUUCUUCACUCUGCUGCACACGGCCUGUAUGUGUACUCACACAUCUUGUUUUAUUUUCCUUCUGUCUCGCUCUGUUAUUUUUAGACCGGUUUUAAAGGCCUCAUUUAGGGUCAGAGCGGUGUGAGUGGAAUGCCACCCCCCACCCGCCACCUCGCUCAGUCCAGCUGGUAUCCGGGGGGCGGGGGGUGAGGUAGCAGCUCUAAAGCACAGAGUUUUCUGGACAGGCUCGAGGCACCAUUGCUGGACGUUUCCACUGCCCUGGAUGUGUUUUGUUAAACAGAAACGGACCUGAGUGUGCUGCGGGUCAUUAUGUACCAGGACUGACUCACCUCCACACUUUGUUUUUUUUAGUGUUUUUAUAGCUUUUUAUGAAGUUGAGCUUUUUAAUAAUGUAUUUAUAGCACAUUUUUUUCACCACCUUUGCAAUGAAAGCAUGAACAUGGCUAGUAUGUAAAUAGACUGACUUUGAUAUUUACUAUCAAGUGAAAGUUUUUUUUUAUUUUAAAAAACUACUUUUAGUUUGUCUCAUGAAAACUGUAAAUGUGUACAAAUGAUUUCUUUAYGAUGGAUGUUCUGAAUAAACAACACUAGUUUUGAGAGAA
Molecule: messenger RNA, 1294 nt
Organism: Austrofundulus limnaeus
Lineage: Eukaryota; Metazoa; Chordata; Actinopteri; Cyprinodontiformes; Rivulidae
Product: transmembrane protein 47
Exons: 3
Coding region: 111-665 (184 amino acids)
Biological process (GO): cell-cell adhesion
Cellular component (GO): cell-cell junction
Source: RefSeq, a predicted model, not a curated record